CAGGGCGGUGCAGACCGGCCCGGCGACUCUCUCGGGCUGCGCGCCGGGACGCGCAGCCACCGCGGCCCACGAGUGCGCCCGCCCCGGGACUCGCCGAGACCAGGUCCCUGCCCCUGUGGGGCACCUCGUGGGCUUCUUUCUGAGCCGGGCCCAGAGACACAGCCACGCCCCCCUCCAGCCUCAGCCUCUGGGGCCAGCACCUCGGGAGAGCCGAGCCGAGGAGUGGGCUCUGAGCCGCGGUCCCGGCGGGCAUGGCCCAGCAGUCGUGAGCAGCCCGAGCUCAUGCCCGGCCCCCAGGGGGCCGGUGGAGCCCCCGCCAUGAGCCUGGGCAAGCUCUCGCCCGUGGGCUGGGUGUCCGGCUCGCAGGGCAAGCAGCGGCUGACGGCCGACAUGAUCAGCCCGCCGCUCGGGGACUUCCGCCACACCAUGCACGUGGGCCGUGGCGGGGACGUCUUCGGCGACACCUCCUUCCUCAGCAACCACGGCGGCAGCUCCGGGAGCGCCCACCGCUCGCCCCGCAGCUUCCUGGCCAAGAAGCUGCAGCAGGUGCGGAGGGUGAGGGCCCCGCCCCGGCGCAUGGCCUCCCCGCCAGCGCCCUCGCCCGCUCCGCCCGCCGUCUCGCCCAUCAUCAAGAACGCCAUCUCACUGCCGCAGCUCAACCAGGCCGCCUACGACAGCCUGGUGGUGAGCAAGCUCAGCUUCGACAGCGCCACCGGCUCCCCGGACGGCCACUCCACUUACGGCAUGGACUCAGGCUUCUGCACCAUCUCCCGCCUGCCCCGCACGGAGAAGCCUCGCGAUCGCGACCGGGACCGGGACCGGGACCGCGACAGUUCCUUCCCCACCGAGCCCGAGCUCCGCCGCUCCGACUCUCUCUUGUCCUUCCGCCUUGACCUUGGGCCUUCUCUCCUCAGUGAGCUGCUGGGGGCCAUGAGCCUCUCAGAAGCCCCCGCCGCUGAGACCCCAGCCCCUGCUGCAAACCCUCCAGCCCCUGCCCCAAGUCCCCCAGCCCAUGGACACUGCCCCAAUGGUGUGACUGCUGAGUCGAGGGCUGGCACAGUGGCCGAGGGUCCCCGAGCACCUGCCGCCACUGCCGGAGACCUGGGCAGGCACUGGGGAGCCAGCUGGGGGCCCAGCCGCCCCUACACUGAGAUGGAUGCCUGGCGGGAGCUGGUGGGGGUGCUGCCGCAGGCCCGGGCCUCCUGGGAGAGCCUGGACGAAGAGUGGCCGCCCCCCAAGGCAGGCAGCAGGACCCCCGUGCCCAGUGCAGUGCAGGCAAACACCUUCGGGUUUGCUGACGCCGAGGAGGAUGACGAGGUGAAGGUGUGAGCGCUGGGGGGCUCAGGACGCCCCCUCCCUGGCCUGGGCCAGGGCUGGCUCCCGCAGGGAUGGGAGAGUCCCUGCCGCCGCCCCCACGCUGUUCCACGUCUCUGCGAGCCUGACGUGGGAGGGGGCAGAGGACAGCGUGCUCGCCCCGGGACCGGGGUCCCCAGCAGGCCAUCCCCGGCUCACCUGCCUCCCCCACUGCCACUCAGGCUGGAUGCACUUCCUUAGGCCCGCCCCCCUGCACCCCCUCUCACUGCGUGGCCCUUGUGCCAGAGGGAGCCGUCCCCGCAUGUGGUGGGGGUGGGGCGUGCAGCACACAGAGCCAUCCACGCCUCUUGGGGUCCCCGCCGCUCCCCAGCACCCUCCCCACCUUGUCCUCAAAGCCUCAGAGAAGGCCAGGUGUGCCCUCACCGGGGAGACCCCCUCCUGUGUACCCCAGAUCUGCCACCCCGAGGCCUAAUUAAAAAGCUGUUUUGAUAACGGU
Molecule: messenger RNA, 1810 nt
Organism: Lepus europaeus (European hare)
Lineage: Eukaryota; Metazoa; Chordata; Mammalia; Lagomorpha; Leporidae
Gene: CDC42EP1
Product: CDC42 effector protein 1
Exons: 3
Coding region: 283-1329 (348 amino acids)
Source: RefSeq, a predicted model, not a curated record